Messenger RNA from Hypoxylon trugodes, 1605 nucleotides. Its product is annotated as aldo/keto reductase. Bases 327 to 1412 code for a protein of 361 amino acids. The record is from RefSeq and is a predicted model, not a curated record. The transcript is spliced from 3 exons. NCBI's taxonomy places the organism in Eukaryota, Fungi, Ascomycota, Sordariomycetes, Xylariales, Hypoxylaceae.
CAAGGUGAUAACCCGAUCUGCCAGUCGCGAUGGUGAUAACUUCACCUUAGUUGCGGUAACCCCGCGCUAAACGAUGGAGAUAACUUCACACUAGGAAACUACGGCCCUGAAAAUGCUGCGGGGGUAUUUGGAGUUCAGCCAGAAUGGUUGCGACUCGAGCGUACUCACUCAUAAAUUACACAUACAUUGAUUGUAACCCCAUUAGCCACUACAUCAUGCAUUUACCUCAUGCUACAUAAAUAACGACAUCCCGCGCACCGGCAGCAUCUUUAACUGACCCUCAUUGAAUUAUCCCAUAUCGAUAUAACAUAUUUAACCCCUUCACUAUGGCUGCUCCUGCUCUCCCCGAAUCCCUUAAGGCGUCUGUAGAGGGCACCAAGGUCGAAUACCGCAAGCUUGGUAAUAGCGGCUUGAAAAUAUCCGUCCCCGUAUUCGGCUGUAUGAGUUUUGGUGACAGCAAGGCACUGUCAUGGGCUAUUGACGAAGAACAGGCUCUGCCUCUGCUCAAGCAUGCCUACGAUAACGGGUUAACUACUUGGGACACUGCCAACGUUUACUCCCAAGGCGCAAGCGAGAGGAUUGUUGGAAAGGCUCUCAAGACGUACAAUAUCCCCCGCGAGAAGGUUGUUAUCAUGUCCAAGUGUUUCUGGGCCGUCGGCGAGACCCCUGAAGUUCGCCACUUCCUGCAUAAGGACGCCAUCGAGAUCUCCAAGGACUACGUGAACCACUAUGGCCUGUCGCGCCUUGCGAUCUUCAACGCCGUCGAAGCAUCGUUGAAGCGCCUAGACACAGACUACAUUGACGUGUUCCAAAUCCACCGAUUCGAUCCCGAAACCCCGAUUGAAGAAACCAUGAAAGCGCUCCACGACCUAGUGCAGAGUGGCAGGAUCCGAUACAUAGGGGCUAGUAGCAUGUGGGCGGUCAACUUUGCACGUAUGCAGUUCGUCGCCGAGAAGAAUGGCUGGACCAAGUUUAUCUCGAUGCAAAAUCAUUACAACCUAUUGUACCGCGAGGAAGAGAGGGAGAUGAACCGUUUCUGCCGUGACACAGGGGUUGGACUCAUCCCCUGGGCGCCCCUCUGCCGUGGACACCUCGCCCGCGCCCCUACCGAGUUUGGCUCGACUGAGCGUAGCAAGCUGGAGAAGAGCAGCUCCCCGGGUUCCCACGGCACUGUCGAACCUGACAUAACGAUCAUCAAGCGCGUACAGGAGCUCGCGGAGAAGAAAGGAUGGCCGAUGAGCCACGUAGCUUUGGCCUGGAUCAACAAGCGCGUCUCUAGCCCUAUCAUUGGAUUCUCAAGCAUAGCACGUAUCGAUGAGGCACUCGGUAUCAAGGGAAAGACUUUGACGGAGGAAGAUGAGAAGUAUCUGGAGGAGCUGUACGAGCCGAAGAAGAUCUCGGGUCAUACUUAGGGAGAAGGACCUGAGGAACAGCCUACCAGAUCCCAGGCCAAGAAUUGGGCUAUUAACUGGGAUAUGAUGGUACAAUGUGGAUUUGUUUCCAUUUUCUGGGUUUGGCUCGUAUGCGCCUACUAUGAGAUAGGGUACUAGGUGGAAGCCAGAGAUACAACAUAUUCAUAGCGAACAUGCAUCUCUGUAACUUCUG